Pelobates cultripes (western spadefoot toad) is the source of this 25425-nucleotide messenger RNA. Lineage: Eukaryota; Metazoa; Chordata; Amphibia; Anura; Pelobatidae. The record is from the annotation of a GenBank genome assembly.
ACUGACUGUCGCAGGUCGGUGGGCGGGGUAAGGCUCCUCCUGGCAAUGCUGACGUGGAGUGACAAGAGGCCGAAUAUCGCGUCAUCCCAGCUGGAAGAGGAGGAGGGAGAGAGGGAGAGCCUGAGAGAGAGUCUGCCUGGUCCGUUGCUGUCCCAGUGUCAGCGGUGUGAGUGAGAUAGAGACACAGAGCGGCCCUGCCUGCGCCAGCCAUCACCAUGGGCAUCCGCAAGAAGACAAGCAAGACCCCCCCGGUGCUCAGCCAUGAAUUCAUCAUCCAGAACCACGCAGACAUCGUGUCCUGCCUGGCCAUGAUAUUCCUGCUCGGGCUCAUGUUCGAGGUAAGGGUGGCCCAUCCUGCAGGGCCCACCGCACCCCCAGAGUGCCAGCAUGGCACCCUCCCACGAAUGGAAUGCUUGGCACCCCCAGAUUGCCAGCAUGGCACCCACAGAUUGCCAGCAUAGCGCCAUGCCAACAUAGGGGGUCAGCAUGGCACCCUCCCACGAAUGGAAUGCUUGGCACCCCCAGCUUGCCAGCAUGGCACCCCCAGAUAGUCAGCAUGGCACCCUCCCACGAAUGGAAUGCUUGGCACCCCCAGAUUGCCAGCAUGGCACCCCCAGAUAGUCCACAUUGCACCUACCCACAAAUGGAAUGCUUGGCACCCCCAGAUUGUCAGCAUGGCAGCUUCCCCACCUCCCCCCGUGUUAUCCUGGCACCCCCAGGGUACAGGUUGGCACUUUCACAGAGGAUCAGUAUUGCACCCCACAAUCCCUUACUGGUCUACACAUCUCUUUACCUGCCUGGGGUUCCUGGGAAUUAGAGUCAAAAUCCAGCUGGGGAGUCAUUCUAAGUAUAUAGAUAUCAACUAAUAAUGUUUAACCCCUUAAGGACACAUGACGUGUGUCAUGUCAUGAUUCCCUUUUAUUCCAGAAGUUUGGUCCUUAAGGGGUUAAUGGUCACCGAGUACUGAUCACACUGGUCCCAAUGUAUAUGGAGAUUGUGUGCAAUUAAUGUGUAUGUUUACUGUCACAGCUGGGUCCUGUGCAAUCAUCCCACAAUACACAUGCAGAGCAAGUGCUUACGUGUUACUCUAAACACUUCUCUUUAAAUUUGGACAAGAGAAUCUAGAUACCUUGAUGUAUGGUACACGUGUUUUGUUUAUCUCUAAAGCUUAAAAUAUUGCUGUCCAGUUUCAUAGAGCCUAUUGUGUCAAUUAGUCUUACAUUUUGAUGACCCCCAAAAAAUGCAGAUUAUGUGAGGGAAUUUUAUCCCCAACUAAACCGUAAUAGUAAUAUUAUUUUUUUUAGAUCUACUAUGUUUCUUAGUGCUGAAACGUCUCUGUGCAUCCCUACUCCCAAUAUAUAGUGCCACAUCACUUCAUGCUUGUGCAUAACUUCAUUUUGUACUGUAUGGAACCCCAUAACUCUAACUGUUCACAAAUAGUUGUAGUUGAUAAACUCCAUGGAUAAGAGAGCCUUAUUAAAAGUUAUUAAUUUCUAGUUUAGUGAUUGCAUGUUUGUAUAUUUAAUUUAUUUGUAAUUAUUAUUUAUUAAAAAUUCCUAAUAUUGUUUGCCAUAUGUCUGAAUUAUGGUGUGUCUAUUUUCAAGGGCUACUAAACUGCUCUUAUGUCUUUAUCAGUUAAUGUAUUUGGACAGUUAUUUUGUCAUCCAUAUUUUAUUUAGGAAAGUGAGAGUUAGCAGAUUAUUUACAUUUUGAGUACACACGUAAGGUUUUGUAGACAUGUAAACUGUAUACGUGUAUGCAUUAAUGGUCAAUAAACCUUUCAGUUAUUAGUGCUGUAAAAAAACAUCAAAAUGCAAUUGUUCUAUUGGCAGUGAAAACCCAUUUUUCUUUCUGUCCCCUUUUGAAUAGCAGACAAGUUCUGUAAUUUCCUUUAACCUCUUAAGGACACAUGACAUGUGUGAUAUGUCAUGAUUCUAUUUUAUUCCAGAAGUUUGGACCUUAAGGGGUUAAAUGUUUAUACUUCACAUGUUGAUAGGAUCAUUUGACGCCUCACAAACUACAUUUAUUUUAACAGAAAAGAUGUUGUUUACAGGCAGUCAUUGAGACUUAUUUUAAGAGAUUUCAUUAUCAUGGCAGUAGAGUGUUUUUUAUUUUUUUUUUUGUUUUUUUUUUGUGUGUGUGUGUGUGUGCACAUCAUGUCCCAUAAAGCUUAACUGGCAUAAUCAUUGUCAAGUGGUUAGCCAUAAUGGCAGAGCCCAUUUCCACAGUAAAAACAGUUUUUUAAAAUCAUGUAUUGUGAGUAUUAUCAAUACUAGUUUGCUAAUUUACAAAUAAAAAAUGUGACUUUUGUCCUUGAAGACCAGUAUUGACACUAUUCGUUGUGGUUUGGUUACCCGCCAGGUCAGAAAUAUCAAGUUUCGCUAAGACACUGGCCAAGUGUAAUCAUUACAUUAAACAGCUGCUGUCUAAAUUGGCUAAUGAUAAAUUGUUAUUUAUGGGAUCAAUACUAUAUAAACAGGACAAAUUCUAAGAAAAUUCUAUGUAAAAUAUUAUUGUAGUAAGUGACACAAUUGUGAGUAUCCAGAUAUCUGAAAAUAAAUUAAUAUAUAUCUAGUACAUGCAACUUUAGAAAGAUCAGCAGUGUUCCUGCGUGAAUGGACACAGUUGCAUCACAGCAUCUGUACAUCCGUUAAAAAGAUCCCCAUCACAAGACGAGUAUGCAUUGUGUGUAUUACCUGUAUAAUGCUAAAUAUUUUUGUGGUAUGUAAUUUUUCUUUUCUUUUUUUUUUUGGUAGGAAUUAUUUAUAAAAAUUUUUUUAUUUAUUUUAUGAACCAUCAAAUUACCUUUUGUAAUGACACUUAAUUUCUUACUUGAGAUAAUAAUGUGUUCCUAUUUUCUGAUACACAUUAGUUAGAUGCACAUAAACCGCUGAUAUGCCUAAAUUGUUUUGACACACAGUUAAUUUAACUCUUAUUCUGUUUUGACCUUUCGUGUUGCUGUUCCAUAGUUAGAGUGGCUUGGCUAUUUAAUCUAGCUGGUGUCUGGCUUGACAUACUUUGUGAAUCUAAUUUUUUUUUUAUUUUUUUUUACAUUUUUUAUUGUAAAUAUAAUCUACAUACUGUACAACGUAUCAUCCUCAUAAUCUUCAGUUUGUGACAAUACUAUUUUAGCACUGACCCAGAAACGUACACUACAAGGACCAAAACAAAUUUAGCUUAAAGGGACUCUCCAGACCCCUAAAGGACUUUCUGAAGUACUUUCCUGGUUUGGUUAGCUCAGUGGAGCUAAACCCAAGAUGCAUCAAUUGCCCAGAGCACUUGCCUUGCAAUGACAUCUCGUUGAGCUGCAUUGGGAAGUCUCUGACUGGACAGCCACAGAAAUUCUUGGCUCGGGAAGGAGGGGUGGGAUCUGCAGUUCUUGCUAGCUGUUUUUAGAUAUAGUCCCAAUGAAAAAUGCAUAAUUAAAUGUACAUUUUUAUUUAGGGCAUGCUGAACAAUGUUAUGUUUGUGGGUUUUUUUUCUAUAUUUUUUGGGGGGGGGUAAUUGUACAGUGGCGUUAGGAGUUAAAUCAUUUUGUUUAUGGAACCGUAGUCACACCCCGCAUGCAUGUGAUCUACACUGUUUCUACACAUUUUUUUUUAAUUUUUUUUUUUAAGAGAAAUCUAAUUUUUAAACUGGCUUUAUUGCACAGUUUUUUUUUAAUUUAAAAUUUAUCUUCUGCUCUGUUAGUAGCCUGCAGGACCCUAUUGUUUAAUCUUCAAUUAACAGAGCAGAAGUUGAAAACUUUUGAAGUAAACCCCUUGUCCUGUAAAAGCUGAUUGAAAAUGAAAUAUUUUUGAAGUUGGCCUUGUCACAUGCAGCAGAGGUUUGACAAUGGCUCUUAAAUGGCAGAUAAUUUAGCAGUGACACUGCAGGGUCAUGAUCUAUACAUCAAAACUGAUGUAUUAUCCCCUUAACUAUCAAGCAAUUUGGGGGGAAAAGCAAUCCCCAGAAGAGUGCUUUGAGUGUCCUUGAAACAAACACAAACAUUUUGCUUGAACAGGAAAAACUUUUAAAAAGUCACGUAGCAUAUCCUGAAGUUACAUAUAAGAAACUGUUGCAAAUAAAUAACAUUUCUUAAUAUAUAACAGAUUCCUACAUUGCCCCUCUCCCGCAUAGUCUAUAUGAUCUCCCACAUUACAUAUAGUUGCCACUUUGGACACCUAUAAAAUUAGAGAGAUGCAGACCCAUAUUUGUGUGUGUGAAUUGGCACCUGUGGGUCUGUUUGGCAUUGUGAAGCAUAUAUAUGUUUGGGAGUUUGUCUGCCAUUGAUUAUCCUUGUGCAUCUGAGUCUAUAUCUGUGUGUCUUUGUACCUUUUGACUGGGUCUGUGAGCAUGUACAUGUGUGGGAGAGCUGCUUGCAGUGUGUUGCAUGGGGGGGGGGGGAUGCUUGUGGCUUUUAUAUGUGCAUUGUGGUUAUGGCAAGACUAUACUGUGUGCAUGAAGGAAGUCUAUGCAUGUGGGUUACUGUAACAGUGUGUAUGAAACAAUGACUGCUGCAUUGUGUUGGGUGCUCUGUGUUGCACUGUUACUGGAUGGCCUGUCGUCACAGUAUGUGUAUAUAACGGUGGCUGUUGUAUCACUAGGUGACAUGUAGUUCUAAAAUUGUGUAUGUAAUGGUGGUUGCAAUAUAGUGAGUAUUAAUGAGUGGCCUAGUUAUAUUAUGUGCAUAACCGUGCCUGCUGGCUUUGUGUUAGGUGGCCUAGUUACUGUACUAUCUAUGUAACAAUAUGUGUUAUUGGGUGGACUGUAAUAGUGCCUGCUGUAUUGUAUUUCUGGGUGGCCUUGUAGUUACGUUUGUGUGUAAAACAGUGGCUGCAGCAUGCUGGGUUGUUUUGUUUCUGGCUGUGUGCCUGAAGCUGCAGAGCAAUGUGAACGUGGCAGAAGUGUACUGCUGAACUAAGGAUUGAAUCGUUCUUCAAACUGUUCAUAGCUCUGCUUUCACUUCAAACCCCACUGUUACACAGCUGUAGCUGUAAGAUGCUUCUCAAUUGUUGCCAAGUAUUUUUAGAGUUAAGGAACUACCUUGAAUAUUAUUUAUUUUUAUUUCUCCGAUAGAUCCAUCAAUAGAAUUUAUAUGAAAAGAAAGUUGAUUACCAAUGCAACUUUUAAUUAUUGUUUUUGCUUAUUGGAUUUAUAAAACACUCGUGUAUUGUUUUUAGAAAAUUUAUACAUGCCUAAAACUAACUUUUGUUACUGUAUCAUAUUCAUUUGUUAUAAAAUUACACACAAGCAAGCUAGCUUCUGUUACUGCAGCAUUCCUCCAUGUCCUUGUUUAAUGAGGUACUAGUUGGGCACUGGCUGUAUUUUGCCACUAGUACAUGCCCAGUGCAUUCUUGGAAAAGAUUGCUAUACAUGGUGUGAAAUGUGAGUUUCCUGUUUUUAGUUAAAUUACAGUUGAUUCGUUAGAGUAUCGCCAUAGGUAAUGGAUUCUCAAACGUCUGCCUUUGUCACAUUCCACGUGCUGCUAUGUGAAUAUAGUCCUUUCCAAACAUGACCUGUUAAUAGUGUAUUCUAAUGUAAGGAAGCCUUUUCCUGAAAAUGUAUUAUAGAUAAGAGAUGGACCUAGGUUCCCACCACCCCACCCUAAAGCUGUUAUAACACUGCAGCGCUUUAUUUGUCUUAUAUCUAGGAAAGCGUUGUGGGAUUCUCAUUUCUACCUUUUUACACACCUGCGAUAUAAAACGUGGGGUAUAUCUGUUUCCAAAUCAUUGGCUGGCUUCAAACUCCCCUCAGCCAUAUUGUAGUGGCUCUUGCUCAUUUGGGUGAAUGGGACUUAAAAUAUCCUGUUUACAAAGAAAAAUAAUAUUCAUUAUAAAGAAAUUCUUGCUUUUGGUAAAAUGCACUUAAAACCUAAAAAAAUAAUCCUGUUUAAUUCUAAAAAAAGCUCUAAUAUUUAGGAGCCAGACUUUGCCAUUUUUCAGCCAUCUGGCACUAGUUUACCUGGCACUAUAGUUUUCCCCCUUCACCAAGGCCCCCCUUCCUCCCCGUGUUGCAGAAGAUGUUAAAAACACCUACUGUCACUUACCUAUAUCCAGCACCGAUGUCUCUCUGCACUGGCUAGGGCCCACCCUCUUUCAACCCCGCCAACAUCAGCCAGCAGGGGAGACUUAAUGCGCACGUGUGGCAAUGGUCACAUUAGGGUUUCCCCAUAGGAAAGCAUUAUUCAGUGCUUUCCUGUGGGGAUUCUGGUGAUGCUGAAAGUCCUCAUGCAUAGCGUGAGGACGUCCAGCUUCCGUUAGACAGCCACAAGAGUAGUAGUUAAGUAAUUAUUGCAGUUUAAAAACAACUGUUUUAAUUACCUUUGCAGUGUUUAAGGGUGCAGGGACACUGCACCCAGGCCACUUCAAUGAGCUGAAGUGGACUUUGUGCCUAAAUCACGGUUUAUGCUACCCUAGUUACACCUCCUUGCAUGUGACUUACACAGCCUUCCUAAACACUUCCUAUAAGUGUCGCCUAAUGUUUACACUUCUUUUAUUACAAAUCCCUUUUAAUAUAGAAUGUCUCAUCUGCUGCUCUGUAAAUAACUUGCUAGACCCUGCAUGUAAUUAAAGUUCAUUUUACAGAGCAGAUAAAAACUUUUAAAGUAAGUUGCAUAUGAUUGAAAAUGAAACCAUUUUGUUUUCAUGCAGGCUGUGUCAGUCACAGCCAGGGGAGGUGUGGCAAGUCAGCAUGGACAGAAACAAAGGGGAAGUAACUCCUAAAUGGCAGAGAACUGAGCAGUGAAACUUGGCCUGUUCUAUGCACAAUACUGCUUCGUCAAGCUAAACUUGUUUUGAUGACUAUAAUAUCCCUUUAAAAUUUCUGUGGCUUGGUGUGUGGAUUUUCUUGCCCAUAAUUCUUUUUAUGAAAGCCAAUAGUUCUGCAGAGGGAAACCCAUAAUUCUCUCUGUGAAGAUUUGACGGACUUUGGACAUUGGAAUAGAAAAUCUAAGGAUGAUGUACUUUAUGUGGAGUUUCACUGUUGCAACCACUAUUUCUGUAACCAUAAAUGACUGUUUCACAUGAAUUUGUUGUUUUUAUUGGUUUAUGGUUGGUGUAUUUAUUUGUGUAAACAUGCUAUAUCUAAACUGAUCUGGUAACAUACACUUUUUUAAUAAUUUUUUUUUUUAGAUCACAGCAAAAGUGGCAGUAAUGUUUGUCACGCUACAAUAUAACGUUACCAUUCCAGACGAAGGCAAGUAUUUUACAAUCUGAUUUUAAAACCUGUGCAUGUGUUUGUCUUGCUUUGAUAGUAUGCAUUUUUUUUUUCUUGCUGUGUUGUCUGUUCAAAGAGGAUAUUACAACUAUACUGUGUGAUUGACAAAUUACAAGGAAAUGGUCUAGUCAGUUAUUCUGAGUAAACCUGCUGGUUUGUGUUAUAAUUCCAAACAAUAUAAAUAAAAACGAUAUAAAAAAAAUCACCCUGAAUGUCACAUUUUCAUGCUGAUCCCUAGAAACUGUAGUUUGAGUACUGUGGCUUGAGACCUCUCGGCCAAUUGUUUCUCUCACUGAAUGCAUAGGUAUACUUUCAAAUUUUGCUAAUAAGCAAGGAUAUAUGGAGAAAACCGGUUUCAUGCAAGUGUUCUCCACUUUCUGGGAGACAUGGCAAGUCAAUUUUGUGUGUUACAUUAUUUGCAAACACAAUUUGCGAAAAGCAGAAAAGCAGUGGGUGUAUUUAUGAUAAAAGGAAAUAUUAAUUCAGUUGAAAAUUCUCAAGCCUAGUGUUGAUUUUCUUCCCCACAGUGUAACCUAUACAUUGCUGGCAGUUUAACUAUCAAAUAUGUUAUUCAACAUCCAAACUUUUAAAAAGCUAUAUUUUGUUAUUUUACAGUUACUAGAAACAUGCAGUAGUAAGUUGGCUUACUUUUCGGCAUCAAUCUAAGGCACAGUUGGCCGAACAUUAGGCCAGUCACGAGAGACUCGUUCUCCUCUUUGGAGUCUCUAAUGAUGCUUGCGUGUUUCUCUCCUCUACAAAUCACAAACCACCUGUUAUGUACCUAGGUACAGUAACCAAUGAGAAAGGUAUGGGAUAGGUGAUUAAAAAGCAGAAUUCUGGAAACGUACAUUGUUUCCAUAUAAACUUCAUAAAAUUGAGCAUGCAAAAAUUUAAUGAAUUUUUAAAGACAAACUAUAAAGUAUUUAGAAGUUGUGUUGAUACCUGGAGUGUUUCUUUAAUGCUGAGAGAAUAUUUGUGUGUGUGUGUGUGUGUUUGUGUGUAUAGGACAGAAUCAAUGUCUAGCCUAAAGACACCCAAUGGUUCAAUUAGACAUUGUUUUAUUGUCUUUUAACAAAAAGGCUUAUUUCUGCUGCUCUCUAGAAAGAUGUGAUAUAGCAAUAGUAGUAUAAUAUGUUAAUAUUUGAUUCAUUUUUUUUUUUCUUUGUAAAAUAAGCUCUUUAAACAAAUCUCUACCAAGCUGACAAAUCCUUAUUAUCCUUUUAUCUUUGAGAGGAAAAAAAAAGGUUCAAAAAUAGAAAGCAGUUACCAGCUGUUCUGACUAUUUACAGUACAGCUCCUGCUAGUCACAGAGCAGCCCUGCAAAUGGGAAGAUAUGCGUGGGACUUAUCAUUUAGUCCUAGAAACCCAAGCUGAAUCCUUUCUCCAUUUCAAUUUUGUUUUUUACUUCUCCCCAUGUCAUGCUAAUUAGAUUCUUUAGAUACCCUUUGACAUAGUGUUAAAAUGUGCCUAAUGGGUACAUUUACUGACAGUCUCUUCAGGCACAGCAGUGGAAAGAAUAUUUAACCUGCUAAUGGGGAACAUGGCAUUUGUGUGUCAAAGGGACUCUCUAAGGGCCAUAACAUCCUGUGCCCAUUACAUAGGUUAUGGUGCAAGGUCCCCCGUUGCCUUCUUGCACCUAGUUGCUUAUAACUGUAGUGACUUGGGGGGAAACCAGCACUGCAUGUUUCUUCUAACUUUGACUCUAGAGAAGGACUUUACACUUGACUUCCUGUAUUGGACUGUUUGUUUUGCACCCUCUCUGGAUGUUGGGGAAAUUCCAAACUCUGACUCUAGGUAUUCACAGUAUGCGGUUUAGGUGAAUGCUGUAUUGAGCCACAUUCACAAAGCCUUGAGUGGAAUAGGCAGUAGGUUGCUUUAGUGUGGCUCCAUUCAGCUUAUUUAGCACUUUCACUUAUCAGAUAAGAUGACCGGGAUUGCUGUUGGUGGCUGAACAAAAUUUCCUGAGGGAUAAUGUCAGACCCCCUGUGUCAGAAUGAGAGGCUCCUGAUUGGUAUGUCCUCUUCCUGGUCUUGGAGGAGUUUCCCUGCUGGUUUGAAGAGCAGUGUGCCAUUAAAGGUGCAUACCUUUUGUAUUCUCUGAAUAAGUCUGUUUCGUACUGAUGCUUGCAAGGUGCCUCGAUUGCUGACAAACAAUUACAGCUACUAGCACAGUCACUUGCUUUUAUAUGUUUUCAAUAUAGGGGUUCUAACAUGGUCACCUGUAUCAAUGUGAACAAAAAAUGAAACCCUCUUUUUGCAGUAGCAGUGACAGAAAUAUGUUGUCUGAGCAGAGUCUAAUUGGCAAUAGGAAUAAAUGAAUGCACACCUCCAUUUUACACCGUACCGGCCGCCGUCUGGCUGUAACAUGGAAACAAAAAAACAAACCUUUAAUUUCACUUUAAACCAGCACUAUCAUGGGUACAUAUCACAUAUAUUUUGAAGAAGAUACAAUCUUGAUGACAUGCAAUCAAGAUAUCAUAAUCCGAAUUACAGAGUGCAUUGUCUUUUUAUCAAGCCCUAAGUUUAUAAAAAGUGGAACCAUCAAGUUGUCAGUUGUCAGUUCCCACAGCCAUCGCUAGUGACUGCUAUGCCACUUCAAAACAGCAUCUAGAAUGUCGUGAGUAAAUUUGGUUAAUGCAGUGACUAAUACAGCAUACAGCUUGCUCAUCUCACUACAAGAGGAUGUAACUUGCAUAUAGACACUGUUUUGAGGUUAAUUUGUAUUAAUUCAUUUUUGUUGUUUUAGGAGCACUUGUUGAACCAGUUUCUCUGUAUCACUACGGUCUCAAAGAUUUGGCCACGGUUUUCUUCUACAUGCUCGUAGCAAUAAUAUUGCAUGCAGUUAUUCAGGAAUACGUCUUGGAUGUAAGUAUAGUGGAUCUUUUGUGGUAUCUUAAUUACACCUUGUUUGUUUUUUCAGUCUAAACUGCAUCUCAUAGUGUUGUUGUUCUUAUUGGAUUUAUAUCCAAUCUACUCUAUAAUCAUUCAUACAUCUUCUAGGUGAGUUGAACCCUUUGUACAAAGCAUACAUUUGUGCAAGUUAAAGAUGUGUUGUAUUUUUUUUUGUUGUUGUUGUUUGUUUUGUUGUUUUUUAAAAAAAAAAUGCUAAUAAAGUGUGAUAACGUGAAUGUACCGAUUUCACAGAUUUGUAUAUCACUGAUUUAUUAUUCACUUUCUUAUGGAAGUCUAUGCAGUCUGCUAAAAACCUUGCAGACAAAACAGAGGAUUGUUUAUAGUUUAAUUCGGAAAAUCAGAAGUUGCUUUCCUAAAAUGCAGACCGUAAAUGACUUGUUUGUUCUUUAAACUGCUUAACCUCAUAUAACAUCUGAUGUCUUUAGAAGCUGGUCUCUAAUGACAUGUGCCAGCAUGAAAUGACCUACUUAAUUACCAUCAGCAAGUCUUUAACAUCCAGAUGUCGUAAAUGAGUGGGACAUUCCAUUCAGAUACAGCGUCUAUAGAGCCUGUUAAAAUUACAUUCUCAUAAAAUUUAUUGUCAUGAUACCUGCUGCUGAUGAGCCAUUAACUAUGUUGAAGUGUUACAAUCCCACUUUUUCCAUACUUGUCAACACUACUUUUACCAUUACUAAAUCCACGAAAAUGGGCAUUAUACAUUUUUGAUAAAUACUCAAACUUCUAUUCAGACUCACUCUAUGCAAAUGUCCAUCGUAAAAGAACAUGCCUAGGGACUGUACCAGGCAUUAGGAAGGGCUUCCCAAACACGGACAGUGCAAAGGUGGGCUAAAUGCAGCACUGGAUCCAUUGAGAAUGCGGUGAAAAAAACUUAAAUUGCUUAGAUGAGAACACUACAUUGGACAAAAAUUGGAUUACAAAGAGUAAAUAAAAUUAACAUGUUCACUUUUAAGAGAUCAAUGGUGUGUAUUGCUCUUAACAUUUUAGUUUCCUUAAAUUAUUUUGCUGGAAUUUUUCUUUCAACAAAUGCAUGAGUCUUUCUUGCUGCUCAUAAACUGGCAUUCUGUUUACGUUUAACAUAAAACAUACAAUUCUAUCAGACUUUGAACUAUUAUGAUAAAAUCAUGGAAUAUAACUGUCCACUAUGUCACCUGCAGAACAUGUUUUUUUAAUUUCUUAAAAAUACAAAAGUCGACCAGCACAGUCCCAAUCUUAAUAAGAUGACCCUAUAUUAAUGGUGGCGAAUAAUUGACCCAUUUGUUUGAAACCAUUAAUAAAGGAUCACCUUAUUGUGAUUGGGACUGUGCUGGACUAAUGAUUUUUCUACUGUUGAUGUUGCUGGGGCCUUAUGCCUGUACACACCAGAUGGGCCUGGAUCCUCAUUAUCUGCUAUUAAAGGAUCACUAUAGGCACCCAGACCACUUCAGCUCAAUGAAGUGGUGUGGGUGCCAGGUCCCUCUAGUUUUAACCCUGCAGCUGAAAACACAACAGUUUACACUGCAGGGUGAAUCCAUCCUCUAUUGGCUGUCUCCCUGACAGCCACUAGAGGCUGCUCCCGCGAUUUUACCUUGAGUAAAUCGCACUUAUUUGACACUGGACGUCCUCAUGCAGUCCAACGUCAAAAAAGAUUCCCAUAGGAAAGCAUUGAGUAAUGUUUUCCUGUGGGCGGGUUUAUAUGUGCGCACGCCUCUGGCUGCGCAUUUGGCUCCACUCGGAGGCUGCCGUCGAUGGAGGAGAGGUCGCCAAUGCCGAGAGAGCCCACUUUAAAAUCAUGGCUGUACUCAAAAUGCGUCUGAUUCGUAUUUGAAAUGAUUACCUGUAUCUUGGCUUGUACAUUUAUCAUAAGUUGUUUUGUUCUAGAAAAUUAACAGGCGUAUGCACUUCUCGAAGACCAAGCACAGCAAGUUCAAUGAAUCUGGGCAGUUGAGUGCUUUCUAUCUUUUCUCUUGUGUUUGGGGAGCAAGCAUUAUUGUAUCGGUAAGUGUGUUUACAAUGUAAAGACUAUGACCUAUCAUUACUUGGUAUUUUCUCAUCUUUUUGCGAAAGACCUCUCUUCAUGAAGUAUAAACACCUAAUUUUAGAUGAGCUGUGACUCCCAACCCUCUUGAAAUAAAGUAUCAAAGCUAUAUUCUUGACCUAUAUUGAAAAACAUGACGCAUGCUUGACCUUAUACCUUUUUCAAUCUCUCCAUGUACCAAGACUUCUAUAAUCUGUCCUAUUUCUAGCAAAACUCAAGAAACCACAUGUCACCAAAUUAAUGGAACAACCGUCCCAUAAUUAUUAGCGACUAGGGAACUUGGUAGGUGUUUGACAAUCAACCACUAUCAUUCAACAUUCUAGAAUUGUUAAAUGUUGAACCCUUUCCACGCCAUGUUCCAAUAAAGGACAAGCAUGACUACAGUAAGCUAUUUCUUAAAUUGUCAUGCCUACUGCAAGGGAUGUGUUGAUUAACAGGAGAAAAUAUUGAGUCUCUUCAGAGUUACAAGUACCAAUUUGGCUGCUCUGAUGCCGUACUAAUCCAGAGUGCACUCAGCCUUUGUAGUACCCAUGGCAACCAUCUCCACGCACCACUGUUAUUUUCGGCAAAAUAACUACCUGCACAGUAGCUAAUUAAAAUGUUUUGAUUCUGGUUUAAUGAAUAAAGAAUGCAACCAAUUUCACUCUUAGUAUGGCUUUGUUAACAGUUAAUUGGCAGAAUUUUUUUUUUUUUUUUUUUACUCUGUACAUCUAUAUUCUGUUGAUUGAUCUAGUUUUAUUCAUAUUGCUAUAGAAUUGCCAAUUCUUUAUGUAUUUUUAUAUCUGUAUUUUCCUUCUAUUUCAGGAGCAUUAUUUUGCAGAUCCUACAAGUUUGUGGAAAGGAUACCCCCACUCAAAUUUCCCGUAUGUUAGUUAAUUGUCCUUUUCCUGAGCAAUCUCUUGUUUGUGUUUAGUGUUCCUCAGCUUUUUUUGAGCUACUCAAGUUAGUGUAUAAUAAGGUCACAUAGAAUAAUUCAUAUAUGUAGUCAGUUUUUAAUGCUAGUUGAUUUUACUAGAAUUUUUAUUUUUGUUUUUUUAAUUCUUUAUUUAGGUUGUGCUUAGGUUAACAAACAGAUUUGCACUGCCUCAACAGCUGGUGCAAUCAGAGCAAUAGACUAGAGUUAAACACGACUGACUUCAGAUAGAAUGCACUUUUUUGUUCUAAUAGAAGGGUAAACAAUAAGCUAGAAAUACAGGUCUAGACUAACAAUGGCGUACAGUCUUACAUGAGGUUAAGGGCGUAAGACUGUACGAAGUUUGGGUGCUGCGCGUACUUGGGGGUUGGGGUGCUGCUUGGCGUGCUUGGGGGGUUGGGGUGCUCUUGGCGUGCUGGUGGGGAUUGGGGUGCUGUGGCGUGCUGGGGGAUUGGGGGUGGGCGGGGGUGGGGUGCUUUGGGGGUUGGGGUGCUGUGUGCGUGGGGGUUGGGGUGCUGUGUGCGCUGUGUGCGUGAGGGGGUUGGGGUGCUGUGUGCGUGAGGGUGGAGGGGGUUGGGGUGCUGUGUCGUGAGGGGGUUGGGGUGCUGUGUGCGUGUGAGGGGGUUGGGGUGCUGUGUGCGUGAGGGUUGGGGUGCUGUGUGUGGGGUUGGGGUGCUGUGUGUGCGUGAGGGGGUUGGGGUGCUGUGUCGUGAGGGGGUUGGGGUGCUGUGUGUGCGUGGGGGUUGGGGUGCUGGGUGGGGGUUGGGGUGCUGUGUGCGGGGGGUUGGGGUGCUGUGUGCGUGAGGGGGUUGGGGUGCUGUGUGUGCGUGGGGGGUUGGGGUGCUGUGUGUGCGUGAGGGGUUGAGGUGCUGUGUGCGUGAGGGGGUUGAGGUGCUGUGUGCGUGGGGGGUUGAGGUGCUGUGUGUGGGGGUGGUGGUGGUAAAGAUUAUUUUUAUAUAUAUAUAUAUAUAUAUAUAUUCCCCCACCCCCCUUCUUCUUACUUUGGGGGGGAGUGGGGGGGCUAGCACCCAUGGAAUAGCCAGCAAUGGUGGUAAGUUCUCUGCCACUUGUCUAUUUCACUGUUAUUGUUGAAGUGCUUACCUUGGCUUUUGGGGCAUUGUAAGCCUAUUUGUCUUUUUUCUCUAUAUGCACUUUAUUAAAGUAUUGUUGUUAUAAGAAAAAACCACUAACUUACACAAAUGUAUUUCGGAGGUACAUUUUAUUUUAUUUUUGAUCCUACUCUCUAUUGAUCUUACUUCAUCCCUUCCCCCUGCAAAUCUUUAUUUUUGACAUCAUUUCUCUGCAACUUUCUCUAAUGUAUAUUGAAAACUUUCUGCAGGGUGGCCUUUUAAUUGGCAGUGCUUCUAACAUUGUUGCUAUUCCUUUUCAUAAACUUACCAUAUAUACUCAAGUAUAAGUCUAGUUUUUCAGCACAUUAUUUAUGCUGAAAAACCCCCACUCGACUUAUACUCGAGUCAGUGUCUGUAUUAUGGCAACUUACAUUGCCAUAAUACAGACCAGGACCGCCGGGCUCAUUACAAGCCCGGUAGUCCUGUUGGGGGCUGGCAGAGAGCUGUUACUUACCUUUACUGCAGCUCCUGUCAGCUCCCUUCUCCUCCACUGUAAGUCUCGUGCUCUGACCCCGCAGCUCUCGCAAGACUUACAGUGGAGCUGACCGGACCGGAGGAGAAGGGAGCUGACAGGAUCUGCAGGAAAGGUAAGUAACAGCUCUCUGCCAGCCCCCCUCCUACACAGCCCAUCCACUGGACCACCAGGGAAUGAGAGCCCCCCUCCCUGGCCAGCUAACAAGCAUGAAGGGGGGACGAAAAUACAAAUUAAAUAAUAAAAAAAAAAUUACAAUUAAAAAAAAUUAAAAUAUUAAAAUUAAAAAUAAUAAAAAUGCCCUCCCCCACCCAGUUCACACACUCUGCAUUGUAUACACACACACUCUGCAUUAUAUACAUACACACACACUCUGCAUUAUAUACACACUCAUACAAACACACACUCUGCAUUCACGCAAACACACACACACACUCUGCAUUAUAUAAUGUAGAGUGUAUACCCUUGACUUAUCCACGAGGCAUAGCAUAUUUCACAAUUGUUGGUCAUAAAACCGCACUCGACUUAUACAUGAGUAUAUAUGGUAUUUUUUUUUUUUUUUUUAUUGAAAUCUCAGAAUGUUUUGUUACAUUACUUUCUGUUUGUGCUGCUACUUAGCUGCAUGUAAUGUGCUACAGAUAUACUGAGGGUGAAAUGGGAUCAGUACUUUACAUUAAGAUUGCUCUGUUUUGGCAUUUGUACACAGUGCAACUUGUAUUUGUGCAUUUUCCUUCACCAUUUAAGACAACAUGAAAUGUGUGGAAUCCUUUGUUUACAAUAUGGCUUUGCACAAACUUAGAGUUGCUUUGAUUAGAGAUGGCAGCACUUUAUAGACCAAUCUACUGAUGAUGGAGACAUAUUACUGAGCUAGAUCAGAUUUACUUUGAGCACAGUUUGUCUAUCUGGUUGUAUUGCUGUAGGGUGCUUGUAUGUCUCCACUAUAAUUUGUAUUUCCUUUCUUAGAUUCCAGAUGAAGUUUUUCUACAUUUCCCAAUUGGCAUACUGGUUUCAUGCAUUUCCAGAGCUGUAUUUCCAAAAAACCAAAAAAGUAAAUAUAUUUUCAAUCUCUUGUUGUUUUGAGGGGUGGGGAAAAAAGGGAGGCUCUUUGGUUUUUGUUUUUUUUAUAUGCAUUUUGUUUAUUUCGAUCAGAUGGCUAAAAUAAUUAGUUGCAGAGGGGAGGAUGGGGGUAUUCCCCCUCUGAAAUGAUUUUUACUCCAUGUAAUGCAAUUGAUGUGGUCAGCUGCCGGAUCAAAACGGAGAUUCCUCUGACACUAAAGGGACACUCGACUGGCCAAAUAAAUAUAAAUAAAAUCCCUUUUUAGUAGAUCAAUCACCGAUGAAAACAUGCAUGCUUGUAAUUAUGCAUUUUUAAUUGGAGUAUAUCUAAGAAGACCUUGCAAAAGCUGCAGACCUCAUGUCUGCAGCCUUUAGAAGCCCUCCCCUUCUUCCCCAGCUAUACUUUAUGUAGCUCUCCUUUCACACUUCCAAAGGCAGGUCUUUCAAAGGCCACUGAGCUAAACUACCAGGAAAAAACAAGACCAGUUGUCUGAGUGACAGCCUGAUAAUUGUAACCAGGUUAUUGUAGAAAAGUGCCAAUUUCUAUUGGAAUCUGCUCCUUUUGUGAAAUGGAAAAAAGCACUCGCUCUUAAAGCAUUUCAACAAGCUUAAGUGCAUUGGGUGCUUGGAGUGUUCCUUUAAUCAAGGGAUUUUGCAAAACGUGUUUUAGUAAUAUCUUGUAACAGUAUGGUGGGAUGCAAAGUUAAUUUGUACCUUAAAUUUUGUGGGAUGAGAAAACAUUUAUUUUCUCCUUCAAAGUGUUUUGCUUUGUUGUAUGAAGCAAAUCUUGAAUACAUUUUAAUUUAAGGUUGUAAAACAACAAAAUGACAUUUCUUUUGGUAAGGGUUGAAUAUUUAAUGUUAAUUACUGUAAUUAAAAAACCUGUAAAUAUCAUCUAACUUCACCAUUCCUCAGCAGUCCAAGUCCUCUGCUUUGCUGUUUGUGUAUUAUGUUUAAUGGUGAUAAGGUUUGUUCUGGGUGCGUACAAGAUGAUGUUGAUAAAAAGUUUUUUUUUUAGAUGUUGCUAAUGGUGACUAAUAAAGAACAUAUUGUUUUAAUGAUAAAUUCAAAAGAAACCUAUUUUAAAAGUCCUACAACCUUGAAAUGGAGGGGGAGCUCAGAUAGAAUUGAUUUUUAUUUUUUUUAUUAUUUAUAUGUAAAUGUAUAUUCCUUAUCAUACUUAAUUGAUCUUUAAGGAAGAGCCAUUUAUUUUUUAUUUUUUAUUUAUCUUCAUGAGAUUUCUGUUUAAUAUAAAUCGAGUGGUAUUUAACAGCUGCCCUGCUCACAAGCAAGUCCAAACAUGUUUGUAUGGCUCCCCUCUGCCAUGUAGUGUGUAGUGAACUGAAGUACCAGGGAGUGGGGCCCAUUUUAAUUUUGGACGUAUGGCAUGUCAGGACUUAAAUGUUGGCAGAAAAGUUUUAAAACUGGGGGGAGGGGGAGGAUUUUCAAUUGGAAUGAGGAAAUGGUACUAUGAUGCUUAACAUUUAAUUUCAUGUAAUUUUACAGGAAGAUAUUCCCCGUCAGCUGGUCUAUAUUGGUCUGUACCUAUUUCACAUUAUUGGGGCAUAUGUGUUAAAGUGAGUAUAUUUUAUUUUAGUGUGUGUGUGUGUGUGUAAUUUUUUUUUAACGGAAUAUUUUAAUUUUCAUACCUUCACAAAAUAGUAUUAUAAAACAUCCUGCUUGACUCUGUUGCAAAACCUUAUGAUUUGUCAUUCAGUCAAAUCUUUAUUGUAGUUUAUUAUGAUAUAGUGUGCUUUAUUACCCACUUAGUCAAACGCAUGUAAUUUUGUGGCAAUCUGUCUGUUGCGUUGUUUUCCUAUCAUAUUAAAUGGAAUAGAAAAUUACACAAUGCUUUUUAAAUGACCAUUGGUGGGAAUUUCAAUUACCGGUACUUUUAUAUGAAACUGUACUUGGACUAGUUCAGAUAUGUAUGUGAUAUACCAGUGUACUUUACAGUGAGGGGAAAAAAGUGUUUUUAUUUAAAAAAAAAAAAAAUACAAAUUAGCAGGGGAUCAAAUACUUUUUCCCCUCACUACUGCAGCCAGUAUCUUUUGAAAAGGCAGCUUAAGAGAAGAAAAUAUAAUCCCGUUUAUAUGAAAUCUGUGUUCUGAUUAACUGCUUGAUUUUAGAUUUAGGAUACAAAUUGUAAGGAGUGUGUCUCUGCCCGUUUUGCAUUGUAUCUUGCUCUGUGUCUGCCUGUUUGCCUGCUUCCUGUGUGUGUGUGUGUGUGUGUCUGACUCUCCGCUUUCUGUGGAGGGAGAGAAAUCAAUAGCUCUUUUACACUUCUGAUGUAACACUGCUGCAAACAGAUUGUAAUCAAUCAGUGGAUUGCUUUGUGGAAACUACUUUAGGAGUAACAACCCUUCUGUUUAAAUAAUGCUUCUCCCAUAAACCAUCACGGACCUUGUUGUUCUGUAGAAGCUGUCGGAUACCUUUUGGCCACUGGUGUACUACACUUUCAUUGACCAAUAUAACACAGUUUGUGUGUUUUUAGGGUUCUGUGCAAUACAUAUAUGAAGCAAAAUAUUAAUGUAAGCUAAGGCAUUUCAUGCAUUUGCAUGGGCUCAUUUCAGUUGCUCCAGAUGUUGGCGUACUGUGCCUUAAACUGCCGUGCUGCACAUACAAAGUCUAAAUCCAGUUGUAGUAACUUGAACUUGCUUCUUAAAACGUGAAUACUUAAAGUGACACUCCAGGCACUAAAUUAAGUUAUGGCGCCAGAAGGACCUUUGAGGCACUCUAACCACAAGGUAAAUGUAUGUUUCUAUCAAGCCAGUUCAGUGAAUGGGGAGUCAGUCACUGAUUGGCUGAGUGCGUCAGAAGCCGGAUUCUUCCAGGGAUGGAGUGGACAUCGCCACUGGAGUCAACUUUGGGGUUGAACCGUUCUAGAAUGGCACCAUAACAUUUUCAUUUAGAGUGUCCCUUUAAAUAUUUUGGUUCCAAAUAAAGAUGUAUAACCCUUUUUAAGAUCAAUGGUGAAACAUGCCAUGGUCUCAAGCUGCAAGACUUCCUGCAUUGAGCCCUGGUAAAGUAGAUGUUUCAAUAGGACCAGAUAUUAUUUUGAUUGUCAUUUGUCCUGAACCUGUUAGACACUAGAUUGUAAUGGUUUGUUUGUGCCAUGACACAUACCUAUCAUAAUCGGUCCUGUCAUAGGUCAUAUUUUCGUAAGUUAUUGCAUUAGAGUUAGUUUAUCACUAUGCAUUGCAGCUCAUCAUAUUUAUUUUAUUCUUUUGCAGUCUGAAUCGUUUGGGUCUUGUACUACUUGUGCUCCAUUACUUCGUAGAGUUUCUUUUUCACAUGUCUCGCCUCUUUUACUUCAGCAAUGAGAGAUACCAGAAAGGGUAUGUCAUAUUUUUAAUUACAAUGAACGUUGCAAAUGGAGCCAGUUCUGUUGAUUUUACUGGCCGCUUUAAAUAAGUGCAUGACCAUUCUAAAUACCAAGUAUAAACUGGCAGGAGUGGCAUAAGGAAGAGAUGUUGAAGCUGACAAGUUUUGAUUUUCAUUUUUCUAUCUGCAGUUUCACCCUUUGGGCUGUACUCUUCGUUCUGGGUCGUCUUCUCACCCUCAUCCUUUCAGUUCUGACUGUUGGAUUUGGUCUUGCCAGAGCAGAGAAUCAAACUUUGGAAUUUGAUUCUGGGAACUUCAACAUUUUAGCCAUCAGGUAUUUACUCAUUAUUUAUUAAUAUUAACCUAUGUUCUGGGAUUAAAUGAUUAAACCCAUCACAAAUUAAUGUAAGUUUUGACUAGGGCUGCUUUGAUGUGAAAAGGAAAGCUCACAUUCUAUUUUCUUAGUUUGUACACGAGGGCUACUAUUGUAGUCCACCCUGGCGUGAUAUGGUGUAAUGUGCAUUUGUUAAUAUUAAAGAAUAAAACGUAUGGCGAAUACAAGGUUAUCCUGAAGUAUUCUAUAUCAGCACAACUAAAUGUUCAGAUUACAGUAAUUUAGCAAAUACUUUAAAUGCAUAAUUUACUUCAGUUUUGGAAGUCUUUGAAAUGUGAAUGCUCAUUAACUUGAAUGCCUGAUGAGUGCAUUCUAAUUAGAGCUUGUUACUUUCCCUCCUGCCUCCAGAUUCAGCGUGCUUGCAUCAAUUUGCAUAACUCAGGCAUUUAUGAUGUGGAAGUUUAUUAAUUUCCAGCUAAGACGAUGGAGAGAGCAUUCAUCCCCUCAGCCGUCCUCUCACAAAAGGAAAUCUGUCCCUGUUAAAGGCAAAUCCUCCCGAAAGGAAAAAGGUAUUUGGCACAUUACUUCUCCCCCCUGCAUCCAAAAUUUCAAUUGUUCUAAAAUGCUUUAUGGUAUUAGUGGUAAAGUUCCAAAGGACCAUUUCGUAUAAUGCAUUUUAUUUAUAUAUAGUCUGACACUCAUAUGUCAUUAAACCCUUGCUACAGCGCAUACUAAAUAAAUAGCUGGUCAGAUCAUUACGAGCUAAGCGCUAUACCCUAGAGCAGGAGUAGGCAACCUCUUGCACUCCAGACGUUGUGGACUACAUCUCACAGAAUGCUCUUACAGCCAUAACGCAGGCAAAGCAUCAGGGGAGGUGCAAUUCACAACAUCUGGGAUGCUGAUGGUUGCUUACCACUGACCUAGAGAACUGUGUUGUUUUGGCUGGAAACCUGUAUCCCAUAGGGUUGCUGAAUAACAAUAUUGUAUAAAUGUUGGCUAAGUAGGUGUUCCUGUAAGUAGUUUUAUAUGCGUGAAUAACUAUGCAUGUUUAUUGGAGUUAGUAUAUGUUUGUUGGUGUGACUCAUGCACAGGUUUCAGGAAGCAUUUUGUUCUUGGGUUAGCCCUAGAUAUAAUACUAUAGAAGCAGAACACCACCAUCAGAGUUAAUCACUAAAUUGCCAAAAACUCUUCUUGUAAAAUCUAAUUUUAGGGAUGAGUUGGACAUUUGUGUUACUUGGAGAAUUGUUUAAACUCUGCUAUUCUUAUCAAGAAUUUGCAGUUCUCUUGUGAAUUUCAAAUGUAAAGUCUGCUAGAUUUUCAGCUAAGCUUUUUUUGGCCUAAAACUUGAAAUUUCCUUUUGAAUUUCUUACAAAUCACAAACUGGUGAAUAACCCCGUUAGUAUAUUUUGGAACCUUGACCCAAUGCGUGCCUUCUAAAACAGAAUUUUAUUUAAGUUGUCCUGUUUGAGGCUGAGGUUAUAACCCUACUUGCACAAAUUUACUUCGGAGAUAUAUAUAUAUAUAUAUAUAUAUAUAUAUAUAUAUAUAUAUAUAUUCAUAUUCUCUUUUUUUUGAGUUAUUCACUGAAUUUCAUGACCAUUACAUUUUAAUUUUGAAUAGUCUGUUUAAAAAUAAUAAAUAGAGGUCAUUACUGCAGAGAAGAGCAGACUUGUGUUUCAGCAGCUCCUGCAGUUGUGUGGAAAAUACUCCUUGAAAUUUGCGGAUGCAAACACAAACUCAACAAAUUCUGCCCACUUAGUGUGUGGGGACACUGUGGUGUCCAUGGGGAUGCCUUUUGAUCUACAAUUUAUGAAGAAAUCACCUGAUCACUUUUUGCGGCCUACCUGCGUGGUUGGCGUGGGAGAGGCGACCGCUCUCCUGCUGCCAUGGAAGGUUGGAACCUUAUAUUUGGAACCUCUGGACCAGUGGACUACACUCCUCAAUCUGGAAGCUAUCUUUUCGGCAUUUCUAUCGAACCUGGCAGGGAGGUAGAAGGGCCUGCAGUAAUCUCAACACUAUCACUCACCUGCAGAUGACCACGAGAAAUCCAGCAGAGUGGAACGGUAAAGCGGGUCCUUACUUACCGAACAAUCCCAGCGUUGUACAACCCGAUUUUGCAGCUAAGCCCAAUAAUAUCUCUGCUGAUUUCUGGAGACGGUCGAAACACAGGGCCAGUGAGUACAGCUAGCAACGAUGCAAUGCCAGAGAUAAACUAAAUCAGCCAUCUUGGUAACUCUUGCAGUGUCCCCGGCUUUGGAGAGUGAGGUGAACCUGAAAAAGGCAAAGCCGCCUGAGCCAACGCAUUAAAGCUGAGGCUGAGGGCAAUAUCUAAGCAGAUCGUCCCAAGACCUACUCUCAUAGGUGAAGCCCUCACAACUACUGGUGGGCUCAACUUCAAGUCCCACUUUGAAGCUACAUCUGCAGCCUGCAUCCUGGCCCUUGUGCUCCAAAGUCUGCUCUGGCGAAUAGAUCGAAUGCUAUGCCCCAGAGUGGCAUUGGUUGAUCCAGCACUGGGACCCCUGACGACUGGCAAUAGGCAUCUCAUAAUGUUUUUACACUGCUUGCUUUCAUAUUAUUUUCCUUUUUAAAUGUCACUGACACAAGUGUUUGUUCAGUUCAUACAGUUUCAUAGUUGAUAACCGUUAGUUAGAGAUGUUGUGCCGGCGAGUCUGAAAAAUAAUCUAGGGAUCCACUAGGUGUUCUUUUGCCUCCACUCUGUCUCAGGCAUACUAACUGAAUGCUUGCUUUGCUGUUCAUACUGUUUAGACACAUAACGUAGCUUGACUACAACUAUAGUAAUUUAUAUUAUAAAUUUGUGCUAAAAAAUCUCAAUGCCAUGCAAUUGUCUAAUUGUGUAAUCUAACAUACUUGUCCUUGCUCUCUUGGCAGUGCAAGCUUGCCUGUAUAUAUAUUUUUUUUUUUUUGCACAACAAAAAUAAAGAACAAAAAAAAAAAAACUAAUAAAUAAAACACUUCACAUUUUUUCCUCCUAUUUACAGAGAAUGGAGUAAACGGAACAGUGACAUCUAACGGAGCAGGAUCUCCUCGGAGCCGUAAAGAGAAAUCCUCAUAAAGAAGAGUAGAAAAAAAGAGCGAAAAAGAAGCAUUUUGCAUCCGAUGUACUUUGUUCCCAAAGAGCAGUUGCCUUGUGCUGUACAGAGCCCCACAGCACUAGAAUUCUUACUGUUACAACAUAUAAUGCAAUGUGUUUCUAUCAGACGGUAUGUUAUGAAUCUUCAAACUGUACAGGGUGUUUUUAUUUUCAUUACUUUUAGCAUUUAUUGAAUGCUAGGACUGUCCCAAUCAAGAAAUAUACUGCAAAAAGACAAAUGUACCUGGAUCCUUAGAAAAACACAUUGGUUUGUCAAUUCUAAAGCAGGUUCACACAGCAGAUAACUUAUCCAGGACUGGUACCCGUUUUGCACUGGUGAAAAUAAAAAUCUAACCCCCUUGCUGCCAAAUGGGCCUUGAAAGCAUUCCCAUCUAGCCUCCUGUCAGCAUCGGAUUCAAAGCCAAAUGUAUCAAUAGAAACACCUCCCCAUUUAGUUUCAUUGAUGGGUGGCAGGAAAAGUGCAAAAUUGGAGUAAUUUGAACAAUUUUCAUUAAAGUAUUUCUCUCUCUACCCGGUUGUACAGUUCCAGCAUCCUUCUCUUUUGGUAUGCCAACUAAUAUGUUUAAAAAAAGAUGUAAAUGCUGUGAUAAAUGUAUUUUCACUUCAGUUUUUUUAUAAGCCAACUUUUUUCUUAUUUGAUUAAAAGAAUAAAACCUAAAAAUUGAAUUGUGCACAUUUGCAACAGCAGUGGAUUUUUUUUUUUUUUUAACAUUAAUCCUGAUAUUUCAUUUUGAGAAUUGGAAUUACUUUUUUUUCUGCCGUUCUCAACUAUCGUGGAAUCUCUGCAACAAUCGGCAUAGUCUAUUAAUAUAACUUAAGUGCUUCUGCCAUACAUUGCUUGGUGCCACUCAUAAGGGAGUACAUUGCAAUCUGUAUAUUUGGUAAUUAGAUAUACAAAAUACUCCCAUAAUUUGGUGGGGGUGGGGGCGGGGGCUUGCAUACAGCAAUCCCUUUUAGUUUUAGAUAGUUUUAAUGGUGGUGGAAAUAAGUCAGGUACAUUUUUUCCUUUUAAGUUUUACAUUAACUUGUGAUUUUACUAGCACAUUGUAUCGCUUAAAUUUCCACUUAUCUGAAGUUGAACUUAUCAUGCACACAUUGGUGGGUGACAAGUUCAGUUUAAUUUAAACAUUUCUAAUACUAAGUGAGGGAGCCUGCUAAUGUGUGGUGGUAGUGUGUAGAUUUUAUGAAUCCUGUUAACAGUUCAUAAAUUGGCAAAUGAAGUUCAGGAAUGGUUGUCCUUAGUAAUUGCUUUCUUUGGCACUGCAGAUGUUUGUGAUGGGCAAUGCCAACGUUAGCCAUCACUAACUUGUUCUGCUUCUUCUUAUGGAUUUUGCCACACAAUAUAGUAGUAAUUCUUUUUGUUUUGCUUUGGUUUAAUUUAAUUAAUGAUUGUAAAGCCUGGAGAUGUGGUCCUCUGCAUACAGCAUCUAUAUUUUUCGAUACAAAUAACAUAUAUAUUUAUAUAUUUGCUAAAGAAAGCCUUAAAACGCCUGCUCAGUAUGUCUGGUAUUUGCUGUAAAAAAAUUUUUUAUUUUUUUAUUUUUCAACAUUCAUUGAUUUGAUUUAGACAAUGUUGUCAUCGGAUAUCUAAUUUCAGGACCAGUUUGUAAAUGUUAAUCUGCUGAAAUAAGUAAAACAUUUUGUUCAAUUAGUUUUACGAUGUAUGUUUCGUUCACUCUAGAAGCUUCCAUCACAUUUUGUAGGCACGGAUUAGAACCGAUGUUAAGCAUUUAUAAGACAAACCUCACAAAUGAUUUGAAGUGAUUUAAGCCUGUCACUGUAAAGUGAAUUUAAGUAGAAAAUGCAUACCCUUUAUGUGAAGCAUGGCAUGCACUGCCAUCGUAUGAAGUUGGCACGAAACUGCUAAUUUGCGAUUAUGGGAUCCUUAAACCACAAAUGUCAAUUUAAAAAAACAAAACAAACAAAAAAUCAGUUUCUGAAUUCUCUUAACUUUAAGUGUUCAUUCUACCUUGGUGAUUUGGCAGCGUCUGGGAAAAAAAGUGUAUCAAGAAAAAAUUAUCAGAUUGUUUGUGACAAAGUAGUAUUUGACAAUGAAACUCCCUUGAGUAAUUUUUAUUUAAUUUUUUUGGUGAUAUUUGGUUUUUGAAGUUCCUUCAUUUGGUGCACAUUUUCUUCAAUGAGCUCUUCAUAGACAAGCAAAUGAAUUGGCCAAUCUGAUGACUGUAUCAAGGGUUUCUGGGAGCUGUUAUCAAUCGCCUUUUAAGUAGUGAUAGCACAUGCAUCCGUAUUUCUGGAGCAGAAAAGGGAAGGCCUACAGGUUCAGAGAGAGGGGCAGAAAGGGUGGGAAUAUGGAAAGAAACUACAACCACAAAAGACAAAAGUCAAAACACCAAGCAUAACCCUAGACUUUGGACCUAAUCUAUUCAAGUACCUAGAGUUCCCCUUUAACUCCAUUGGUAGUUGUUUCGCCGGUUUCCCUUCCAUGUUCCAAGUUUAUCUAGAAGUUUUAUUUUGGAGUCUCUACAGAAACGCUACGAAUACCUAUACCGAAUGGAAAAUUAUUUAUUUUCACUUUAAGGAAAAUUCUCAUUCAACAGUCAUUUUCUUAUUAAAAAUGUAGUCUAGCCUCACUGUGCAUUAUUUUCUAAUGAAUGUUAACUUUUCGGGGCAGCUUUUUUUUUUUUUUUAAUCAGAAGCACCACUUAUCUAAGAUCAUGUACCAUUUGAAAGUCUACCAUACAUUUUUCAGAUGCCCAGCACUUACACAUGAUAUUUUGGAUUCAGGAAUGCAUCCUAACUGUUACAUGCACGGAACUGGGUAAGAUAAGCCAUGCUUCUUGCGCAACAGCAAAACUACAAAGAAUAAUAGUCAGGGAACGAAGCACUGUAAAUUAACGUUUAAAGGACCACUAUAGGCACUCAGACCACUUCAGCUUAAUGAAGUGGUCUGGGUGCCAGGUCCAGCUAGGGGUAACUUUUUUUUUUUUUUUUUUUAUUAAA